Nylanderia fulva is the source of this 2430-nucleotide messenger RNA. The record is from RefSeq and is a predicted model, not a curated record. Lineage: Eukaryota; Metazoa; Arthropoda; Insecta; Hymenoptera; Formicidae.
GAAUGCAGCGUUCAGCUAUCAGGUUAGGUUCGUAGAAUAUGAAUCCAUAUGAUUCAUAUGUGUGAAACAACAGUUAUUGUUUGAAAGAAAAUUAUAGUGGUAUUAUACGUUUAUUUUAAUUAAUAUCAAAAGAGAAAGAGAGAUAGUGGAAGAUUUUUAUUCAGAGAUAAUAUUAUUUUGCUUAAAUUAUUUUAAUAAACACUUUAUUCAGAAUGAGUUCUACAGUAAAGAAACAGUGUCCCUUUAUGGAGAAAUGUUAUCGGAAAAAUCCAAUUCACUUCAGCGAAAUGUCACAUCCUCAUUUGGAAAAAUUACUGAUAAAUCAGCUUGAAGGUACGAUAGAAAUACCAGAGGUCCUUCAUUUUGCAUGUGAUGAUCGUUUACAAUUGUUGGAUCAAUUGAAAGUAUUGCAAAUGGUGCUUAGAAAGGAAAGGAACAAAAACAGGGAUAAUGCCUUACCUACGAGUAGCUUGUCCUCUGAAACACAAUCUCUGUCUACUGCUACAUCCAAUGUUAAAGAAGAUUUGAAAGAAAAAGCAGAGCGACAUAAGAAAGCAAUGAUGGAAAAAAGGCAAGAUAAACUCAAACGGAUGGAUGCGGAAGCACAAGCACUCUCUAAAGCUUUAAUUAGUGAAGAAGAGAGUUCAGAAGGUACCAAGGCAAAGAAAAGAAGUCUGGAACCAUCCACAGCUGCUCCUUCUGUAACAAAAAAGAUGAAACACAUGAGUAUAGAUAGCAGCAAUCAUUCUAAAGAUAUCAGUCAGAAUAUCAGUGAUUCCCAAAGUAGUUCUACAAGUAAUGAACGAAAUUCGAAAACAGGAACAUCUAUUAUGGAUAUGUAUCAAGCUUGCGAUUCUGAAAAAUCCAGAGAAGAAGUUAGGAAAAAAGCUAUCCAGAUGAUGAGACGUUCAGGAUAUGCAGUAUCUGUUGUGGAGCCAGGAGAGUUUGCAUUAAAAUAUGCUCUUGCGGCACCUUAUCACGUAUUUUAUACAAGAAUCGAAAAAUCUAAGGAAACAUAUGAUCAACAAUUCUCCAUAACUUUUCCUGAGAUCCUCGAUAGAAGUCUUGGAGAAAUUGUUAACAGUCUUCAUCUAAAUUUUAUGGUAGAUGUCGGAUGGUUGUGUUUGCAGUAUCUGUUAGCUGGCCAACGUACCGACAUGAUGAUUUUAUAUGGUGAUAGAGUAGAUACUGAGAAAUUAGGCCCCAACAUUACCAUGAUACAUGUACAGAUGCCGAAUCCAUUUGGUUGUCAUCAUUCCAAAAUCAUGAUUCUUCAAUACAAAGAUGAUGGAAUCAGGGUGGUAGUUUCCACUGCUAAUUUAUACUCUGAUGACUGGGAGAAUCGGACACAAGGGUUAUGGAUUUCACCUCAUCUACCUAAGCUUCCAGAAUCCGCGAAUCCCAGUGAUGGAGAAUCCCCGACAGGCUUUAAGAAAGAUCUGGAGCAAUAUCUGAAUAAAUAUAGACACCCGGCUUUAACACAGUGGAUCUGGGCAAUACGAAGGGCAGAUUUCUCUACCGUGAACGUAUUUUUUGUAGCCUCUGUUCCUGGAACCCACAAAGAUACCGAGGCCGAUUCUUGGGGACAUAGGAAAUUAGCGUACGUUCUGUCGCGUCACGCAACAUUACCACCGGAUGCUCCUCAGUGGCCCAUAGUCGCGCAAAGUUCCAGCAUAGGCAGCCUCGGUCCAAAUCUCGGAAGCUGGUUGUCGAAGGAUAUAAUACCGUGCAUGUCAAGGGAGAGCACCAAGGGCCUAAAGAGUCAUCCAAACUUUCAAUUCAUCUAUCCGUCGACAGAAAAUUACAAGCACAGCUUUGAUUGUCGAAAUUUGUCUUGCUGUUUGCCUUACAGCGCGAAAGUGCAUUCCAAACAACAAUGGAUAGAAUCAUAUUUGUGCCAAUGGAGAGCCAAGCGAACAGGACGAGACCGCGCAAUGCCUCAUAUUAAAUCUUAUACGAGAAUUUCGCCCGAUUUGAAGAGCAUUCCCUGGUUCGUGCUUACUAGUGCGAAUCUGAGUAAAGCUGCGUGGGGAGUUCAACGAAGCAAUCAUUAUAUAAUGAGCUAUGAGGCCGGUGUUAUAUUUAUACCAAAGUUUAUCACCGAGACAACGACAUUUCCUAUUGAUGACGAAGAAGACCCAGCUGUUCCUGUGUUUCCGAUUCCGUACGAUUUGCCGUUACGUCGAUACGAUUCCAGCGACAGUCCCAUGGUCUCGGAGUUUUUCGAUACUCUGUGUGAACUCUAAUUUCUGAGAUAAACAAUGUUUUUUUAGCUUCUUUCUUUUAAAUCAUGGAAUAUUUUUAUAUUGUAAAAAAGAAGAUUCUCACAAAACACUCGUUAAUGACGCAUACAAAUUUGCAUUUAUUUAUAUAUAUUUUUACAAUAUUGUGGAAUAAUAAUAAACAUCUUUAUUCUCUUCCUCAGCAAAA